GUACCUACAUUACCUAGAUAUACAUCUCAAGUAGUUGGGAGAUUUAUAAAACCACUAAGUCAACCUUAUCACGAUUUAGCUACCGCAUACACUACGAACAGUCCGGAUGAAGUUAGAAAUAUCGUCAACAGGCACUCGGAUACGUUCUUGCGGGAUAAUAAUAUGGGGCUAGUUAAACAAUGCUUAGCUUCACUUUAUAAGAAGAAUAUUCAAAGACUUACAAAGACAUUUCUUACGUUAUCCUUAAGCGANUCACCUUUUAAUAAUAAAGGGUACUCGCUUACAGCGAUUGAAUCAAAAUAG
This is a messenger RNA of Centruroides sculpturatus (bark scorpion), 303 nucleotides long. RefSeq names its product COP9 signalosome complex subunit 3-like. Gene Ontology annotation, biological process: ubiquitin-dependent protein catabolic process. Lineage: Eukaryota; Metazoa; Arthropoda; Arachnida; Scorpiones; Buthidae. Gene Ontology annotation, cellular component: COP9 signalosome. The transcript has 5 exons. The annotation marks the transcript as partial. The record is from RefSeq and is a predicted model, not a curated record.